UGAGCCUGCGAGCAACAACUUCCCCAGAUUGACACAGAAUGGAGAGAAGCUGACGCACGUUAUUUACCGGACCGUUAACUUCCCUCCUCUGGCCUUUGCUUGUGCCACCGCAGAAUAAAUGAGGCGCUAAACGAAGCAAGACCAUCUUAAAGUUAAUUUGCAACACUUGGAACCAGUGGAGAGCUAAGGAUUUAUUCCUACUUUGUGCAAUUUCGUAGUUUUUGGACACUUUUACCGCGUUAUUACGCACGACGCGCAAAGGGAUGGCUCCUCCGCUAAAACACAGAACGGGCGUGCAGCAAAGUUUUUAUAUCUUUCUCUCUAUUUCGCUGGCUUGUUCUUACAAUAUUGACUUAGAACAUCCUUUGGUGUUUCAAGGACCAAGUUCUAGUUUUUUUGGCUACUCUGUGUUGGAGCAUUUUCAUGACAACACACGCUGGCUAAUAGUGGGAGCACCGAAGGCAAACUCUACCUACAGCAGCUCGGUGCGCUCUCCCGGAGCUGUGUUUAAGUGUCGGGUUCACAGUAACCCCGAGCGGCGCUGCACAGAGAUGGACCUGGGAAGAGGAAACAAGCCCAGAGAGUCGUGCGGGAAGACAUGCCAAGGAGACAGGGAUGACGAGUGGAUGGGGGUCAGCCUGGCCCGCCAGGACCGAGCCAGCGGCAAAAUACUGGCUUGUGCUCACCGCUGGAAAAACGUCUACUACGACUCAGAGCACAUCCUUCCACAUGGGUAUUGCUCCAUCAUCCCCCCGACGCUGCAGGGAAGAACAAUGCCUCUCAUCCCUUGUUAUGAAGACUAUAAGCAGAAGUAUGGGGAAGAGCACGGCUCGUGCCAAGCUGGGAUAGCGGGAGUUUUCACAGAGGAGCUGGUGGUGAUGGGGGCACCGGGGUCGUACUACUGGACCGGGACGGUUAAGGUGUACAACAUGACUUCUGACACCUUCUACAGCCCGAACAAAGACAGCAUUGACUUACACAGAUACAGCUACCUUGGCUAUGCUGUGACUGCUGGGCACUUCUCCUCUUCUAAUGCGAUAGACAUAGCUGCCGGGGCACCACAGCACAACGGUGUUGGAAAGGUUUACAUUUUCAAACUUGAAGCUGGGUCCUUGGUGAAGAGUUUUCAAGCCUCGGGAAAAAUGAUGGGCUCUUACUUUGGCUCCUCAUUGUGUGCAGUUGAUCUGAACCAGGACGGCCUGUCGGACCUGCUGGUGGGGGCACCCAUGCACAGCCAGCUCCGGGACGAGGGCCAGGUGUCUGUGUACCUCAGCAGGGGCAAUGGGGUGAUGGAGGAGAAUACAGUUUUGACUGGCGACAGUGCUUUCAAUGCACACUUCGGAGAGGCCAUUGCAGCAAUUGGGGACAUUGAUGACGAUGGUUAUCAAGAUGUUGCCAUAGGAGCACCUAAAGAGGACGACUAUGGUGGAGCGGUGUAUAUCUACCACGGAGACGCCACAGGAAUCACCAGAAAAUACUCAAUGAAACUAUCUGGGCGCAGCGUCAGCCCCGGGCUGCAGAUGUUCGGCCAGUCCAUCUCCGGUAAAGUGGACAUGGACGGGAAUGGAUAUGCAGAUGUCACCAUUGGAGCUUUUAUGGCAGACAGUGUGGUUCUUCUGAGGUCGCGGCCUGUCAUUACAGUGGAUGUCUCCAUCUUCCUGCCCGUCUCCAUCAACAUCUCUGUGCCACAGUGCCACGAAGGUCACCAGAACCUGAACUGCUUCAACAUCACUGUCUGCAUGCACUUCAGGGGGAGAGAGGUGCCUGGAGAAAUAGAGUUGUUGUACAACCUGACUGCUGAUGUGGAUAAGCGACAGAAAAGCCAGCCUUCCAGGAUUUAUUUCACUCAAACUGGAUCUCAGGUCAGCCAAAUGAACCAGCAGCUGAGCCUGGAAAUCAACAGAGAGAAGUGCCAGCGCUACACCGCCUACGUUAAGAAAGAAGUGAAGGAUGUGUUUACAGCCAUCACAUUCGAAGUGGCCUACAACCUGGGGAAGCAUUUGAUGACGGGACACCAGGACCGAGAUCUGUCUGCGCUCACACCAGUGCUGCGAUGGAGGAAAGGAAACAAGAUUGCUGUAAAGAAUGAGACCUGGUUUGAGAAGAACUGCCUGUCAGACGACUGCGCUGCAGACCUCAGGCUUCAUGGGAAGCUCCUGCUCUCCGGACUUCAUGUCAGACCACAUUUGGCUCUUGGCGCAGUGCGUAACGUUUCCUUGAAUGUGACAAUCUCUAACUCUGGAGACGAUGCCUACGACACCAACAUCUACUUCAACUUCUCCAGAGAAGUUUUCUACAUCAACUUCUGGCAGAAGGAAGAAAAGGGUAUUUCCUGUGUACUCAUCGAUUUGGACUUCCUCAAAUGUAGUGUGGGAUUUCCCUUCAUGAGAGCUCAAACAAAGUACCAUUUUGCAGUCAUUUUUGACACAAGUCAGGUUUCUGGGGAAAACGACACAUUGCAGUUCUUGGUGCAAGCAAAAAGCGCCAACCCGGAGCACAAACUUUCCGACAACAGUUUAGACCUGUCCAUCCCUCUGAUCCACGAGACAGACACCACGAUUACUGGUGUGGUGACACCAGGCUCUUUCUCGUAUGGAAACUCCAUCGAUGCCUCUCGUUUCAUCCAGUUGGAAGACAUGAAAUGCAACUUUCAGCCUCUUAAUCUGACUUUCCAGGCCAUAAACAAGGGGCCCAGCAGGUUACCCGGCUCCACUGUGGACAUCAGGAUACCCAACCGACUUGCUGGCAACGGACCCGACAUGUUCCAUGUGGUGGAAACCCAAGUGUCAGAUGGUCGAGGGAACUGCACCCCCCACAGGAACCCGACGCCCUGCACCAUCCCCCAGGACAAAGAAAACAUCUUCCACUCCAUAUUCUCCUUCUUCACCAAAUCUGGACGCAAAGUCUUGGAUUGUGAUCGACCUGGAAGAGCAUGUAUGGUAAUCUCCUGCAGUCUGGGCCCACAGUUAAAAGAGGAAGCUUUGAACAUAGAUAUAAAACUUUUGCUGAACACGGAAAUUUUAAAAAUAGAUAGUUCCUCUGUGAUCCAGUUUGUGACAAGAGGCAGCGUCCAAGUUAAUCACAGGGCAAUAGAGGUGCCAAACGGGCUGCCAGAAGAUAUUUCACUGGUGUUCGAGGCUCUCCACAGUCAGGAGCCGAGGGGUUACGUCGUUGGCUGGAUCAUCGCCAUCAGCCUCCUGGUGGGAAUCCUCAUCUUUCUGCUGUUGGCUGUGCUACUCUGGAAGAUGGGUUUCUUCCGUCGACACUACAGAGAGAUCAUUGAAGCUGAAAAGAACCGGAAGGACAGUGAUGAAAGCUGGGACUGGAUGGACAAGGACCACUGAGACAUUCAACUGGGGCCCAAGCGGAGCCAGUGAGAUUAGGCUCAAGACGGAUCCAAUAGCACUGGGAGCGCAGCCGCCCCGGUGGCACCAGAUUCUUCAAAGUCUUUCAUAUGUGGAAGAGAAGAUUAUUCUCCAUAUUUUCUGGAGACUCUGUAUUAUUUGGGGUGUUGCUGGUGGGAUCCAGGGAAGGGGCUUCUGAGGUGAAUACGGGGCUCACAGGACGAUACUUGCUGUGGAAAUCAGCUAUUCUGUGAUGAGGGAACUCCACGCCGGUGGAGCUGAGCUAUGGAUGUAGAGGGCAUGAAUACUGGUGGACAACAAAACCCUCAGGGCUGUGAUACAUAGCAAAUUUAUUUUUAUACAUACACUUUCAAGCCAUAUAAAAAAGGAAGGUUACUAAAGCCAUUAGAAACAUUCUGUAUCUGCAGUUUAUUUGUUUUCCCUAAAAGCACUGAUGUUUGAAGAGAAUGAAUGCAUUUUGCUCCAAAGCUUUUAAUUUGUAACAUGAGUGGAGUCGCCUGUAUUUUCCUCUCAUCCCUAAAGGUUUGUUCAGAUGCUUUUCAGUGAAUUAGAAUAUAAUCAAAAAGUUACAUUUAUUUCAGUAUUUAAGUUAAACUGAAACUUCCUUUAAUUAUUUACACACAGGGUGACAUAUCUGAAGCAUUAUUGUCUAUUUGUUUUCAUGAUUUGACGCUCAAAUUUAAUAAAUCUUCAGUGUCAUAUCAGAAUUGCAGGAGAACAACAAAAAGAGGGAUUUUUGAUCGAGAAAUUAUACAAAAUUUUUAAGUUGUCAUCUAGAGUGGACAGCUUCUGUCAACCUCCACAAAGACACUAAGCCAUGAAACUGCGAAAGAAAGUUUAAUGGAAGGAAAACAUGUGACAAAGAAUCAUGCAAAAUAACAGGAAUAAUCAUAGACUUAAGGGAUAUCCCAGUCAGUGUCACACUAUACUUUAUAUGAUCCACUUUUUAAUUGAAAUUACUGAAAUAAAUAAACUUCUUACUGAUAUUCUAAUUAAUUGAGAUGCGCCUGUAUCUCUUUUGUACCUUUCUCUGUGUAAUUUUAUUUCUACACAUCUGACUGCAUCCCUUUUAGAAAUAUUUUUUCAAAAGCCCUUUAAAGACGAUGGGAGCAUUGUUCAAUCUUAUGUCAUCAAGCACUGUAGAGAUAUCAGUUAUAACUUUAUUUCUUUAGUCUAUUUUCUUUUAUGUGUAAAAUACAAAAUAUUGUUCAAUCUUAGCAUUCAAAUUUCAAGCUUUUUCAGUGUGACCAGCCCUUUGCUCUUAUUUGACUUUUUGAAUUUUGACAUAUUUAAAAUCGAGCCAAGCUGUUUCAAAAAUAUGCAUCAGAUUUUUCAGGUUCAUUUGCUUUUUAAAACCUACUCUAGACUCCAUUUUUUAUUUUUAAAUGUUGGGUUUUAGAGUCAAAUAGGAAAUCCCCAUUGACCAAUAAGUCAGGAAAUUUUUUACACUUAGAGUUGUUUACAGGGCUUGAAGGCAUGAGUAAUGUCCUAAAAAUAAAUGGAACUUGGCUGCACUCAGCAGCUACACAGAAACAAGCUCUUUGGGGAUCAUGGGAAUAACACAGCUUAAGAUAAAGGGUUCAAAAGAACAGAUUAUCUUUUAUAUUCACAGAUUGAGAAUAAAACUUUCAAUCGAGCUUUAAAAUCAGGACGCUUAGUGAACCUAUUGCAACUGGCCCCACAUUCCCACUUUUAAAUUAUGAAAAAUUUAAAGAAAAAUUAUCGUACAGUAUGUUUUAGAUUUACAGUAAUAGUGCAAUUCUUAAGAGCUCAAAUAUUUCCUAACCUGCUUAGACUUAAACUUUAAGCCACUUUAUAGCUACUAAUGGCUGCUUCAGUCUUUUAUUGUGCAGAAUAUUUUGUCACUAUUGAAUUUCACUGGCAUCACAGCAGCGUAUACUGUACACCUUCACGUCCUUCCUCUGCACCAAAGUCAAAGAUGCUAAACUUCAUUUAUGAAUUCAUUUAGAAAACCAACACUUGACUUUUGUUUUGUUCUAUUUGUUUUUGUAAAAGUCUAACUGUGAUGAUUCAGUGUUGGAUGCCUUCGUUAAUCACGCCAAUGUUUGGACUUUUGUUCUGAGUGUACUACUGUCAGUGAGUAUCAUUUCCAUUAUAGUGUGCUGUACCUUUCAUGUUUAAAGUCAUGACUGAGCUGUAUAUUUAUCUGUUGAUAAAUUUCAGAGUGAAAUAUCCAACUCUGUGCUUGUUUA
Xiphophorus maculatus (southern platyfish) is the source of this 5578-nucleotide messenger RNA. It is a transcript of the gene itga9, whose product is annotated as integrin subunit alpha 9. The record is from RefSeq and is a predicted model, not a curated record. Gene Ontology annotation, cellular component: external side of plasma membrane; integrin complex. Gene Ontology annotation, biological process: cell-cell adhesion; cell adhesion mediated by integrin; cell-matrix adhesion. Lineage: Eukaryota; Metazoa; Chordata; Actinopteri; Cyprinodontiformes; Poeciliidae. The transcript is spliced from 28 exons. Gene Ontology annotation, molecular function: integrin binding. The coding region runs from base 264 to 3344 and encodes 1026 amino acids.